Molecule: messenger RNA, 1126 nt
Organism: Ziziphus jujuba (common jujube)
Lineage: Eukaryota; Viridiplantae; Streptophyta; Magnoliopsida; Rosales; Rhamnaceae
Product: protein VACUOLELESS GAMETOPHYTES
Exons: 2
Coding region: 145-900 (251 amino acids)
Source: RefSeq, a predicted model, not a curated record
AUGCAAAAAAAUACAAGUGCUUUACACCAAAUUUUUUUUUAGUUCUUUUCUGUUCCAGAUUCUUUUUACUCUGUGUCUCUUCUUCUUCGGACAUUUAUUCAGUCGCCGCAACCCUUACCAAACCGAGCCCUGUUAUCAGCAAGUAUGAAAAUAACUGAGUUUGAGCAUCCUAACCACCCUGAUCACAUUCUGAUGCUAAAAUCUUCCGAUGUACCUUACAAAUGUGACGGAUGCAAAGAGCUAGGGUUUGGUCCAUGUUUCAAGUGCGAAGACUGCAACUUCCACCUCCAUGAGGAAUGUGCACUGGCUUCCAAAUCGUCCUACCACCCAUUGUUAAAAAGAUGUGAGCUCAGAUUUUGUGAGGAAACAUAUGGAGGUAGAUACUGUGAUGCAUGUGGGAAAGAUGUGAUGGGUUUUGUGUACCAAUGCACACAUGACAAUGCUCAUGACCUACAUCCAUGUUGUCUUAAACUUCAACGUAUAAUCAUUGGUGAUGGUUUUGAGUUACGUCUUUCUGAUAAGGUUCCUUCGAAAUGCCUUAAAUGUAAUAGCAAGGAAAUUUCAAGAGGGAUUAAGGGUUGGUCCUACGUUUCCUCUUGUGGAGAAUAUUGUUACCACGUUGCUUGUGUGAAGGACUUAGUUCUGGAAAAUUGGAGAAAUGGAUAUUUUAAUGGAGACAAUGACAAUAUUAGUGCUCAAACAAGCAACUUGGCGUUGUUGCAAAUUGCUAGUCCAUCCAAUGAGGUAGCACAGAGAGGAGAUCGGCUUGGGAGUAAAGCUAAAAAGUUUUGGAGGAUAGCAAAAAUGGUUCUCAAGCUUAUUAUUUCCGCCAUUUUUGGUGAUCCAACUGGCGGGAUUGCCAUUAUUGUUGAAGCUUUGGUUUCUUCGACUAGUGCAUGAGUUUGAGUGCAAGACGAGGACAAAAUAUAUUUUUGCUUUUGUUCUUCUUGUUUUUGUUUGUUUGCUAUGAAAAGGAUAUAAGGCAUUUGCUUGUGUUUAUUACAUGUAAUGUAAAAUAUUGAUAAGUUGUUCUUCUUUGUAAAGACAAAGACGUACAUGUACAUAAAUAUGAUGUAUCUGUUCCAUAUUGUAUAAAGUCAAUAUAUAUAUAGCUGUGUUGUGUGUA